GUAUCUAUCUAUCCACGGCUUUAAGACCGACCUCUGAAGUGAACCUAAGGUAUGAUUUUCACUAGCUGUCUCUACCGACGCAGAUACUGCGUGUUUUGUGUGUGUAUACGAGCACUAGAGAUUGAAAUUGGAGGAUGUGGAAAGAAUUUGGCUGCGACGGCUCCAGCAAGAUUUUGCCUUAGGAAAGAAUAGCCUACAUUUCAACACGUAGAUGAAGAGAUUUAUCAGCUGUAAAUGCCUGGAUGAAAUAAAGGAUAGAUCUGAACACAAAUGGCUCAAACAGGACCUCCACCUUCCAGUACUGUUCCUGAAACUAUGACUUUCCUUAACUCUGCACGAUAUUAUUCAGAUUUGCAUGGGGGUCAAAAUACACGUGGAUCAGGAUUUCCAGGCUUAAAGAAGAGAGGUCAUAAUCUUGGAAGUCGGUCUUGGAUAUUGAUUGAUUCGAAAGGGAAUUCAAAAGUUGUGGAACUGGAUAAAUUUACUUUAAUGAGACGUUGCUCUUUGCCUUCCAGAGAUCUCAGGCUUUUGGAUCCUUUGUUUAUCUACCCCUCCACAAUAUUAGGUCGUGAGAAAGCUAUUGUAGUCAGUCUUGAACAGAUAAGAUGUAUAAUCACAGCUGAUGAAGUUAUACUGAAGAACUCAUUGGACGGUUCCGCACUACAGUACAAAUCUGAAUUAUGCAAGCGUCUUGAGACAUCAAAAGAUCAGUAUGAUGACCUGCCUUUCGAGUUCAGGGCUUUGGAGCUUGCUUUGGAAAGUACAUGUAUGUCUCUUGAUGCUCAGGUAAAGGAACUAGAAAAGGAGAUAUAUCCAGUGCUCGAUGAAUUGGCAUCAUCAAUAAGCACUUCCAAUCUAGAGCGUGUGCGUAGAUUCAAAGGGCACCUCCUUGCCUUGACUCAACGUGUACAAAAGGUUUGUGAUGAAAUAGAGCAUCUAAUGGAUGAUGACGGAGACAUGGCAGAGAUGUAUUUAACAGAAAAGAAAGAAAGAAGGGACGACCUCACCAACGAUGAUCUAUGUGAUCAAACAAUCAGUAAUAAAGAAAAUGUCAACGUUGUCUCUAAAUCUGCACCUGUUUCUCCCGUGGGAUCGUAUAGUGGAGUUCCCAAAUUACAGAGAGCUUUGAGCAAUAUCAGUUCCUCUAAACAUGGAAGCUUAUUGAGUUCAUCCAGUGGUGGGGAAAACAUUGAUCAGCUUGAAAUGUUGCUUGAAGCGUACUUUGUCGUCAUAGACAACACACUCAACAAGUUGCUAUCGCUUAAAGAGUAUAUCGAGGAUACUGAGGAUUUAAUCAACAUAAAGCUGGGAAAUGUUCAGAAUCAGCUGAUCCAAUUUGAGUUGCUUCUUACAGCUGCUACUUUUGUGGCUACUAUAUUCACCGUUGUGACUGCAGUUUUUGGUAUGAACUUCGAUGACACCGUAUUUGAAAAUGCAUCAACAUUCAACUGGGUACUUAUCAUUACAGGAGUGUCUUGUGGACUGUUGUAUUUGGCCUUUUUGAUAUAUUUCAGGCACAAAAAAGUCUUUCCCUUGUGAACAGUACAUUGGAAUUAUAUUUUUUCAAGAUUAAAUGAUUUGAAACUGGUUACCAAUAAUGGUUA
Sesamum indicum (sesame) is the source of this 1604-nucleotide messenger RNA. RefSeq names its product magnesium transporter 3 (gene MGT3). Gene Ontology annotation, molecular function: magnesium ion transmembrane transporter activity. Gene Ontology annotation, biological process: magnesium ion transport. The record is from RefSeq and is a predicted model, not a curated record. NCBI's taxonomy places the organism in Eukaryota, Viridiplantae, Streptophyta, Magnoliopsida, Lamiales, Pedaliaceae.